This is a messenger RNA of Sipha flava (yellow sugarcane aphid), 2173 nucleotides long. It is a transcript of the gene Mlh1, whose product is annotated as DNA mismatch repair protein Mlh1. Gene Ontology annotation, biological process: mismatch repair. The record is from RefSeq and is a predicted model, not a curated record. Bases 87 to 2111 code for a protein of 674 amino acids. The transcript is spliced from 13 exons. Gene Ontology annotation, molecular function: ATP hydrolysis activity; ATP-dependent DNA damage sensor activity; mismatched DNA binding. Gene Ontology annotation, cellular component: MutLalpha complex. Lineage: Eukaryota; Metazoa; Arthropoda; Insecta; Hemiptera; Aphididae.
AUAAAAUACAAUUUUUGGUAGUGUCAUAACUUAAUACUAUAAUUGUAGGCAAAUAUUUUGUCAAUUACGUUGUGACAGAACAGAUAAUGGAUCAGCAGGUGCCUAUUGUGAGACGGUUAGCAGAAGAUGUAGUGAAUAGAAUUGCCGCUGGUGAAGUGAUCCAAAGACCAGCUAAUGCCUUAAAAGAACUUUUGGAAAACAGUUUGGAUGCUAAAUCUACAAACAUUCAAGUUACACUGAAAAAUGGAGGAUUAAAACUACUACAAAUACAAGAUAAUGGUACUGGUAUUAGAACAGAAGAUUUGGGUAUUGUAUGCGAACGAUUCACGACUAGUAAAUUAGAACAAUUUGAAGAUUUAACUAAAAUAUCUACUUACGGAUUUCGAGGUGAAGCAUUAGCUAGCAUUAGUCAUGUUGCUCAUUUGACAAUUACAACCAAAACAAAUGGAGCUCUUUGUGCCUACAAAGCAUCUUACAAAGAUGGUAAAUUAAAAGCACCACCAAAACCUUGUGCUGGUAAUGUUGGAACUAUAAUUACUGUUGAAGAUUUGUUUCAUAAUAUUGCUACUAGAAAAAAAUCAAUGAAAAGCUACAAUGAAGAACAUUUAAAAGUUGUGGAAGUUGUAAGUCGAUAUGCUAUACAUAAUCCUUUGGUUGGGUUUACCAUAAAGAAACUAGGUGAGUCUUUAACUGAAAUAAAAACAAAUCAAGAUUCUACUCAUAUUGAUAAUAUUCAAGCCAUUUUUGGAUCAACUAUAUCCAAAGAUUUGUUAGAAGUAAAUGAUUAUUGUAAUAUUCUUAAAGUUAAAAUCAAGGGUUAUGUGUCAAAUCCAAAUUUUUCUGUAAAAAAACAGAUUUUCAUAUUGUUUAUUAAUAACCGUUUAGUUGAUUCUCAAGGUUUAAGAAAAGCUGUUGAUCAGAUAUACAGUAUUUAUUUAGCUAAAGGGUCGCACCCAUUCAUAUAUCUUAGUUUAAACUUAGAUCCGCUGAAUGUUGAUGUAAAUGUACAUCCAACAAAACAUGAAGUUCAUUUUUUACACGAGGAUAAAGUGAUUGAUAAAGUAAUUGAUGCUAUUCAAGAUAAACUUUCUGGUGCUAAUACUUCGAGAACAUUUUAUACCCAAACUAGAUUGCCAACAAAUGAUAUUUCAAAAAACGAGUCUAAUAUAAAUAUAGAAAUUAAAGAAAGUGAAAAAUUAAAAAUCAUCAAUUCUCCAAGUGUUUCACAAAACAAAAUGGUCAGAACAGAUUGUUCUGAACAAAAAAUUGAGAAGUUCCUCAGCAAAAGUGAUACUAGUAUGUUAAUGCUUGGUAAAUCACAGACAGAUGACGUUAUUAAACGACGAGAAAUAAAGUUAACAAGUGUGUUAUCUUUGCGCAAAGAAAUUGAAAACUGUUGCAGUGAAGUCCUACAGACAAUUUUUCAAAAUCAUAAAUAUGUUGGUGCAGCUUCUCCUACUUGGUCAUUAUUUCAACAUGAUACAAACUUGUACAUUUGUGAUUCUAAUAAAGUGCUGCAAGAAAUGUUUUAUCAAAUUAUGAUGUAUGAAUUUGGAAAUUUUGGUGUUAUUAAAUUUUCAAAUUCAUUAUCUAUUUAUGAGUUGAUAUUGAUAGCAUUAGAAUUAUCAGAAUCUGGUUACUUGAAUGGAGAAGAUAAACCAAAAGAAGAAUUAGCACAAGAUGCCACUGAAAUAUUAGUGUCUAAAGCACCUAUGUUAAAUGAUUAUUUUUCGAUUGAAAUUGAUUCUGAUUCAAAUAUAUUGUCAAUACCAUUAUUAUUAGAGGGAUUUUUACCAGAUUUGGAUGGACUACCUUUAUAUUUAUUACGUUUGGCUAGUGAAGUUAACUGGUUUAACGAAAAAGAAUGUUUCUUAAGCUUUUGUCGUGAAACAGCUAGAUUUUAUGUAGUACAUCCUUGGAAACAACAGUGUAAUGACAUUGAUGAUAUAUCUGAUGCUGCACCUGAUAGAAAUUGGACUUGGAAUUUAGAACAUGUUUUAUAUCCAUCUCUACGAAAAUCAUUUCAACCCCCAAAAAAGUUUUUAGAAGAUGGUACACUAUUAAAAAUAGCUAGUUUACCUGAUAUGUAUAAAGUAUUUGAAAGGUGUUAAUGUAUACAACACUAAACUAAAUUAUUUUUAGGCGUAAAAUUACAUUUACAUUUAUAUUAAAA